Molecule: messenger RNA, 735 nt
Organism: Enhydra lutris kenyoni (northern sea otter)
Lineage: Eukaryota; Metazoa; Chordata; Mammalia; Carnivora; Mustelidae
Product: proline-rich protein 2-like
Exons: 1
Coding region: 1-735 (244 amino acids)
Source: RefSeq, a predicted model, not a curated record
AUGCGUUUCCUGACACGCGGUUCCUCCAGCCAGACCGCCGACCCCAAGGCCCCGCAAGGCCGGGAGCGCGCCGCUGGGCCGGGAGGCGCACUUCGGGGGCCGCGUCCGCACGCGGCGGCCCCUCCAAGUUCUCCCUCGCGUGCUCUGACGAUCCAGCAAGACAAAGACCGCAAGUUCUCGGGUCCACGGCUCCACGCAGGCGGGCACGGCGUCUCCCCGGAUCAGGUCCGCUCCCGGCCCGGGCGCCCGCACCCGCCGCGGAGGGGGUCCCGGGCGCGUCUGCGCGAGCCGCAGGGCUUCCACGCCGUCCCGCUCGCGCCCGGGUCCCGCGCCUCCCGCGCCUGCGGCCGGACCCCGGCUCCUCCCGGGCCCCGCCGCGCCAGGCCCAGCGCCCCGCGCGCGCCCCGGCUCCGUCCCCGCGGAGGGGGCGCCGCCCGCUCCCCACCCCCGGCUCUCGGCCCCCGCCCGCGCGGUCCCCUCCCGGGCCCCGAUACCCACCCGGGUCCCGCAGCGGGGGCCGGAUUCGCGGCGGGUCCCGGAGCCGCCGCCGCCGCCGCCGCCGCCGCCGCCGCCGCCGCCAGUGAGGCGCGGCGGGGCGGGGACGCGCGGCGAGGCCCGGCCCCCGGCCCGCCCCCGGCCCCACCGGGCCCGCCCCGGCCCGCCUCGGCCCGCCCCGACCCUAAGCCGGCCCCUAAACCGGCCUCCAGGCCCACCCGGCGCCUAGCGCCGCCGUGA